Patella vulgata (common limpet) is the source of this 1415-nucleotide messenger RNA. Its product is annotated as protein LZIC. The transcript has 6 exons. The coding region runs from base 264 to 836 and encodes 190 amino acids. NCBI's taxonomy places the organism in Eukaryota, Metazoa, Mollusca, Gastropoda, Patellidae. Gene Ontology annotation, molecular function: beta-catenin binding. The record is from RefSeq and is a predicted model, not a curated record.
AGAAAUCCUAGUGGUACUUAGGGGUAGUUGCAGUACAUUACAGUCUAGCCAACUAAGCCAAACUUGAAGUUGUUUUUGAUGUGUAAAUUCUUUGCAUAUACUGAAGCAUAAGUCUGUACAAACUGUGGGAGAUUUCAUCUGUAAUUUUGACGACUUUAUACUCACGUUUCCGAAUAAAUAUAUGUAGACUUUCAGUUUUCAGGAACAAUUGACGACAAAUUGAAAGUAGAAACAGUAGGCUGCACACGAGGUAAUGUAAAGCAAUGGCCUCCCGUGGACAACAAGAAACCAGUAAAUUAAAACAAAAUUUAGAAGAACAACUGGACAGAUUAGUACAACAGUUAACUGAUUUAGAAGAAUGCAAAGAUGAUUUAGAUGAAGAAGAAUAUGAAGAAACUAGAAAUGAAACAAUUGAACAGCUGAAAGAGUUUAAGGAAUCACUAGAUAAAAUGCUAGAAGGAAAUUUAAGUUUAGUCAGUUCUUUAAAUGGAAUGCAAUUAGCAAUACAAGCAGCAAUAAGUCAGGCAUUCAAAACACCAGAAGUCAUCAAAUUAUUUGCCAAAAAACAACCAGGACAGUUAAGACAGCGUUUGGCAGAUAUAAAUCGUGAUUCCAAGAUUGGUAAAAUGUCAAAAGACUUGGCCACAGAACAAACAGUAGAAAUUUUGACAGCUUUAAAGAAAUUGGGCGAAACAUUAACACCUGAAGAAGAAGCCUUCCUACAGACCAAUUCAUCGGCUAGUUUAAAACAAUUUGAAAAAGUUUCAUCAACUUUAGCAUCUGGUGAUAAAGUUUUAGCUGUAGCAGGUUCACAAGUGGAAGAGGCAGCCAAAUAAUAAACUACCAGUAAUAAAAAAAACAGCUUCCACCAAAUAAAACAUUUUCUUUAUAUCCAGCUAAAAAUACUCAUAUUUUCAUGGGAUUCUUUAAUAUCCAUUCCAAGUAUAAAUUUUUUUAAUGGACAUCAAUUUGUUUAAUUUUAUAUAUUACUCUUUACAUGUAAUAAAUAUUUGUUAAUACCUAUAUUUAUUGGUAUACCAUGAAUUAGGGUGUAGUUAGUGUCACUGUACAUAUAUAUAAUUAAAUGGAUGUAACUGGCCUGUUAUUAUUAAGGAUGGUUGUUUUUGUAUAAAAUGUAAUUUAUUGAUUUUGCAUGACCCAUUUUAUCUUCUAUUUGUUUUUAAGUGUUGUGAAAUAACAGAAACUAGAGAUGUUAAAACAAAAUUCAAUAAUUUUACUAUUUGUAGAUAUCUUUUAUUUAUGUAAUGUAUGAUGUGAUGAACUACCAUUGUAAUCUGAUUCAUUUGUAUUUUAUUUAUAUUUACAGUAAGAUCUAACAACAUCUUUGAGACUUCGAAGAGAAGGGUGGUAUACUUAGGUCUACUAUUGUUAUACAUUAAAAAAAACCCACAAAA